Messenger RNA from Nematolebias whitei (Rio pearlfish), 2004 nucleotides. RefSeq lists its product as uncharacterized. The record is from RefSeq and is a predicted model, not a curated record. The coding region runs from base 253 to 2004 and encodes 583 amino acids. Gene Ontology annotation, biological process: positive regulation of hippo signaling. The transcript has 14 exons. Lineage: Eukaryota; Metazoa; Chordata; Actinopteri; Cyprinodontiformes; Rivulidae. Gene Ontology annotation, cellular component: cytoplasmic side of apical plasma membrane; cytoskeleton.
CGACGAGAAAGAACGACGAGAAAGGCGCAUUCAGGAUCGUUCUAACUUCUGUCAUUAUUUAAUUUUCUUUUAAAAAGUUAUUUAAAAUUCACUGAGACUAACCACAAGGGAAAUUAAAGUUUCUUCGCUGUUAUUGGUGAAGCAGCAUGGAUGAAGUGGGCUUGAACACAUAAAAAGCGAACGACAGAAGAAGCGGGAAUAAAACAACCUGUGAAGCAUUUCGUCGCACAGACGGCACUUGUGACAGACGCCAUGUCUACGUCUGCCAAGCAGGAGCGAACCAUUUGUGUUCUCCUGCCCAACAAAAAACAGUUGGAUGUCACUGUUGGGUUAAAGUCUACAGGACAGGAUGUUUUUAAUCAUAUUUUGGAACUUCUUGGAAUCAAAGAGCUACACUUCUUUGGCCUCACCGUGGUGAAAGACAAUGAGCACAUAUUUAUAGACCUGGAAGAGAAACUGACGAAGUACUUUGCCAAGGAUUGGAGGCAGGAUUCAGUAAGGGGAUCACUGAGGAGACCAUUUCCACUGCUACUUUUCCUCAAAGUGCAGUACUAUGUUGAAAAUGGGAGACUAUUUUGUGAGCGAAAGGCACGACAUCUGUACUACUGUGACUUGCGGGAGCGAGUGCUCCGCUCUGAAUGUCGUCAGCAGGAAGAAGUGUAUUUCCAGCUGGCAGGUUACGCUCUGCAGGCUGACCUCGGCGAUCACCCCCUACAGAAAGAGAGUGUGGAGGUCACUCCUUACUUUGAACCAAAAGAUUACUUUCCCCCCUGGAUUGAAGCUAAACGAGGGAUGAAUUAUCUCCUCUGCCACGGGCCCAAGGUUCACCAGGAGCUGUGGGGAAUGUCAACUCGUGACGCCAUCCUCUCUUUCAUCAGAGACGCGUGUCAGUUGGAGGAUGUACCUGUCACAUUUUACAGAUUGCAAAAGGACAAAAAGGAAGAGAAAGGAAUGGCGUUGCUUGGUCUGACUCUGAGAGGAAUGCAGGUUUAUCAGGAGGUAAACAACACGCGGCAGCUGCUAUACGACUUCCCCUGGUCACAUGUUGGACGUCUAACUUUCCUGGGUAAGAAAUUCGAGAUCCAGCCAGAUGGAUUGCCAUCAGCCAGGAAGUUGGUGUACUACACUGGUUCAUCGUUUCGCUCUCGCCACCUCCUUCUGCACCUGAGCAGCAGCCAUCAGCUUUAUCUGAGCCUCCAGCCUGCCCUGAGACACCUCCGUCAGUUGGAGGCAAGCAAAGACAAGAAGUGUUAUAGAGAGUCGUACAUCAGUGACGACCUGGAUUUGGAUCCACCAGGCAGUGAAAGCAGCCCUGGUUUGUCUCGCCACUCCACCGGCAGCUCCGGUAUUGAAGCAGAUGCCCGUCAACACAGCAUCUACACAGAGGUGACCUCCAUGGAGGGCGAGGGUCAACAGCAGGGAGAGAAGUGUUUGAGCCCAGCGACCAGCCACAGCAGCUCCUGCACUUCUGGAUCUCACACGUGCAGCAAGACUGGAACCGAAGAUCAGCAAUGGCGAGGAGAUGAGAUCAAGGCUCGUGUUGGAAGUCCAGAUGCUCUUUAUCCUGAUGUGAUGUUCCAGUUGGCUGAUCUUCUUGAGGGAGUUUCAGUGGAUUGUCCAGAAUUCUCCUCAGAACCUCAGUCACCAGAAGACAAUGGGUGUCCUGCAGACAGUGACACUAGGCUGUCGUCGAGCAAGAAAAUAUUAAAACAGAUACUGAAAUCCAAAGGUCAGGUUGGUAUGGAUCGGCACAGCCACAGUCUAGAUGAUGUUUGUCAUUCCACACCUCCUGCACCCCUUGGGAUGGCGCUGCCACUCGAUUCUUCUCACAGCUACACCUUUGGGCUCCCAGAUGUCACGCCAAACACUGAGACUUCUUUUGAUCACACUUAUUACCCCCUUUUGCACUGCGGGUCCAAACCUACCUUUUAUGGCCGCAGGUCUAACAACUGCCUCUCCUUGGACACAUUAAAUGAUGACCAGUUUCUGGAGUUCAUUCUCUGA